AGUAGAGUAGAGCUAGACAACUGUUUGCAUUGGCUAAGAGACAUGCCAAUCAUUUACUGGAAGGUGGCGUCUGGUAAAGAUGGCUACCUUGUCUGUAGGCGAACCUCAAGAAAUGGAAGUUGACAGGAGGGGAGAGUCAGAGGAAUCUGGUGAUGAUGAGACGAAGAGGAAGAGCAUCAAUGGAGAGGUGGACCCUCAGCAGUCAUCAACAGAUAAAGAGGAAUCCCCCGUUGAUAUGGACACCAUAACCCUUGAUCCAGAGGAGGAGGAUGUAGAUCUAGUCCAUUGUCGAAUUGGCAAAAUUGAGGGGUUGGAGGUUUUACAAAAGGCAAAGACACUUUCUCUCAGACAAAACCUCAUCAAGCGUAUUGAGAAUCUUGAAAGUCUGGGGUCCUUGCGGGAGCUGGACCUCUAUGACAACCAGAUCCGAAAACUAGAGAACCUCGAUGCACUCACAGAGCUGGAGCAGUUAGACGUGUCCUUCAACAUAUUGAGGAAAGUGGAGGGUUUGGAGCGGCUCACAAAGAUCACCAAGCUCUUUCUCCUUCACAACAAGAUCUCCUCCAUAGCCAACCUUGAUCACAUGACUGACCUAGAAAUGCUGGAGCUUGGGUCUAAUCGCAUUCGAGUAAUAGAGAACCUGGAUUCACUGGCUUCUCUGCAGAGUUUGUUUCUAGGGACAAAUAAAAUCACCCAGUUGCAGAACCUAGAUGGACUACAUAAUCUUACUGUUCUCAGUAUUCAGAGCAAUCGGAUAACAAAAAUGGAAGGUUUACAGUGUCUUGUAAAUUUAAAGGAGUUGUACCUGAGUCACAAUGGCAUCGAGGUCAUUGAGGGUUUGGAAAACAAUAAACGGCUGACGACUCUGGACAUCGCUGCCAACCGAAUUAAAAAGAUUGAAAAUAUCAGCCACUUGACAGAUUUGCAGGAAUUCUGGAUGAAUGAUAAUCAAAUUGACAAUUGGUCAGAUCUUGAUGAGCUUAAGAACGCCAAAGGCUUGGAGACGGUUUAUUUGGAGAGGAACCCUGUACAAAAGGACCCCCAGUACAGACGCAAGAUAAUGUUGGCCUUGCCCAGCGUUAGGCAAAUUGACGCCACCUUCAUUCGCUUCUAACCUCUUUUUCGCUUGUCUCCCAAAGCCAGUUUCACCUUCCACCUUGUCUCCAAACACACCUCUGGUCUUAAAAACACACUCCCACUCACUCACUCACUCAUAAUCUCCCUUCACUUAACCCCAUGUACACCUUCCCUAUCACCUUGCUUUGUCUCCAGAUAACACAUUUACAAAGGAACACAUUGCGAUAUGGUCUUCACCUGUGUUCUUGCAAGCUUUUUAAAAUCCAGUCCCCCGUAGUCCACUUCAAAGCUGUUGUUUUUAACAUGAACAGAGAGGUGUGGGAUGGGAAGGACUGUGCUAAUGCCUCCAAGCUAGCGAUAUUAAACCAUUCCUGUGCAUGUAGAUUUGGGAAUGGUGCUAUUGCAUUCCAGCCCACCUCCUGCUUACGUUGGAGCACAAAGUGAGUGUGAUGUAGUUAAGAGUUCAAAGUGUUUUCUCUGAGGAGUUUUUGGACACACACAGACACAUGUACUACUCUGCCGCUGCCGUAGUCUGCAUGUGGCACAAUAAGGUAAUUUUAGUAAUGUCAUUCUGUUCUACUGGUAUACUCUAUGAAUGGCAAUGCACUUUGUUUUAAUUGAAUAGCACACUUUCAUCACAAUAAUAAUAAUAAUAAUAAUAAUUAUAUCUGUUAUAAUGAAGGAUUUUCUCCACAUUAUUGUACAGCAUGGUUGUAUGGGUGAAAACUGACCAGAUUCAGGCAGUGAUGCAGGAGAGGAUCCACAGUCUAAGAGUGGCUCAGGUAUUUAGUGUUGACUUGUAAGGAGUUAUGUUCUGUAUAACAAUGUACAGUACAGAAAGAAAGAGAUUCAUUCCGCUUUCCUUUUGUUGUGACGAGCAGGUAU
Molecule: messenger RNA, 1962 nt
Organism: Engraulis encrasicolus (European anchovy)
Lineage: Eukaryota; Metazoa; Chordata; Actinopteri; Clupeiformes; Engraulidae
Gene: ppp1r7
Product: protein phosphatase 1, regulatory (inhibitor) subunit 7
Exons: 10
Coding region: 80-1114 (344 amino acids)
Molecular function (GO): protein binding
Source: RefSeq, a predicted model, not a curated record